GACAGAUCUACGCGGCGGAGUCAAAAAGGGUGUUAUGUAGGCGUUGAAGUUGCGCAAAAUUCGCUAAGGAAGAGAGAUCAAUGCGCAGGCAAUAAAUUCGUCGAUUGACGCAGCGAAAUGUGUGCAGUUGCUGCUCGUUGUUGUUGUUGGAUAACUCCCUACGCGUUGCAUUUCAUGUGAAGGCGUUAGUGGUUGGAGAAAGCUCCGAAUCCUUGAUAAGGAUCUGAAAAAUGGCUGUUGCUGGUCUGCCAAACGUAUCGGUUUUCAGUCCUUCCAUUGGUGAUUCCCAACACAGCCGACCUAGCAAGAGGGCAUCCUCUCUCCUGCAAAUUUGGAGAGAGAUCGAGGGUGAAAACUUGUCCAAUGAGUCUAGGCAACAUAGGAGUGGUUCUAAUUCUGAGUUUGCUAGACAAGGAAGCGAUAAUGGGGAUAGUACACCUCAAGAUUAUGAUGAUACAGGGAACCCAAGUUUCAUCAGUUUGGAGAUGGAUCAUGAGGAUAACAGCAGUGUUGCAUCAGAGCAAUCUAGUGAUUUGGAUUUAGGAGAGACUGAAAGAGAGAGAGUGAGACAAAUUUUUAAAGAAUGGAUGAGUAGUGGCUCCAAGGGAAGAUUUGAUCUGAAAAAUCAUUCCUGGCAAUGGCCGGUGAGAAGACAAACACUUCUCGAUCUUCUCUCGAAGAUCCAGGGUGAAAGAAAAAGUGAACUUCUUGGUUUGUUAGAACAGAGGCCAGUGUCAAGCUUUGCUCACCGCAAUCGGAUUCAGGCGCUCCUUAAAGGAAGGUUCCUAAGAAAUGAGAGAUUGGUCCUGGAUGAGAGACCAUCUUCACCUGCUGCAACUGAAUUGGGUCUGUUAUGGCAGAGACAUGCAGUUUCCGGCUUACGGGAAGAGUUUCUUUCCAAGUUGGAGAAUUCGGCAUCCACUUCAUUGACUGCAGAUUCUGCUUCAACUUAUAGUGGUGUAAAGGAGGAGGAAUCGGAGAUUGAAAUCCAUGAAAGGGAAGAUGCUGGAGUUGUGAUUGAAUUCAGCCCCGAGCACACUGCAGAUGGAGACUGGAAUUUGCAGGAAUCUGUUGAAGCUACCAAUCUGGAUAUGAACGGUGAUAGAACUGACCAAGAAGGAAACAGUGGUUGGCAAGAGGAGUCAGCAGUGGGUAGACUAGGCGAACAGAGUGUCACCAUUGUCGACAACGAACAGCAACCUGAGGAUGUGCAGUCUACUUUGAUUGUAGAAAGUUACAAUGAAAAUGUUCAACAGGGCAAUGAAAUUUCUGGUUCACAGGAGGUUUCUGCUCGUGGGGAGGAGUCCGCCGAUGUGAUUGAAGAUGAGAGUGGAAGCUGGCAUGGAAGCUUUAGAAACCAAUGGUCUCCGGAACCAUCUGAUAACAAUGUAGACAAUCAAGAUCAGAUUCAAGAAUCACAUCAGGAUUGGCAAAGCUAUACACAGGCAGCCAUUGACAGUUGGUUGGAUGUUCCUUCAACUCAUGAUGAGGAUGGUGAUGUCCGGAGGAUGGAACUUCAGGAGCUUUUCAGCCGGGGACGUGUCUCUAGUCUUCUCGGCAGCGAUUUUCGCGAGAGCCUAAAUCGGGUGAUACAAAUGCAUACAGAGAGGCUAGGCCAUGAUGAAGACAAUUUCGUCGAGCAAGAUCAGGACAUACAUUAUGAUGGAGAUCAAACUUCAGCUGACUACGACGCCUUUGAAACAUAUCGCCCAUUACCUCCCUCUUCGACUUUUGUGUCUGCAACGCAACCGUUUUGGGCUGACGACAUGGGUUUCACAACUGGGAAUUGGAUCUCAAACCAGCAACCUGGAACUGAAUGGGAGGUGAUCAACGAGCUUAGGAUUGACAUGGCUAGGCUUCAUCGUAGGAUGAACAGCAUGCAGAGUAUGCUGGAAGAGUGCAUGGACUUGCAAAUUGAGCUGCAUCGGUCAGUUAGGCAGGAGGUCUCUGCUGCACUGAACCGAGCUAUUUCUUCAAGAGACAAAGAUACAGUAGUACCCAAGGAUGAGACUCAGAAUGAGUUAUUAUUCACGAGGAGGAGGAGCAGCGAUCCAUGGGAUCAUGUAAGGCAAGGGGUUUGCUGCCUAUGUGGGGACAGCAAGAUCGACUCUUUGCUAUAUAGGUGUGGGCACAUGUGUACGUGCAUCAAGUGUGCUGAAAAUCUUAUACAGCAGCGCAACGGCAAGUGCCCCAUGUGCGAGGCCCCUGUUGUUGAAGUUCUCCGAGCUUAUUUCAUCCAAGAAUAAUAAUACUCAUCGCCAUUGAUGAUGCAAAUUCUUCACCACCCCUUCUUCUUCUUCCUUCAUGCACCAAUGGUGAGGUGGGUGUCUUUCAGGUAUGAAUCCAACUCUCAUAUUUUCCUUCUUUAUCAGCAAUUAAUUAAUUUUACAAAGAGGGUGGGGUGGGGUGGUGUUCGUUGGGUUCAUUAAAGUGUCGGGAAAUGAGUUAAUAGUGGGCUAUACUUGUUUACCAUCAUCAAUCAAUCAAUCAAAUCCAGCCUCUGGAAAUAACCUUUCAAUAAUUGCUGCAGUUUUGAAAUAUGUAAUGUCAUACUACUACUACAUAUUUUGCCAUGUACAAUAGAGCAGCAUAUUAUCCAAAAAUCACACAUGCAAAUAACACUCAUCA
This is a messenger RNA of Andrographis paniculata, 2628 nucleotides long. RefSeq lists its product as uncharacterized. The record is from RefSeq and is a predicted model, not a curated record. The coding region runs from base 231 to 2246 and encodes 671 amino acids. NCBI's taxonomy places the organism in Eukaryota, Viridiplantae, Streptophyta, Magnoliopsida, Lamiales, Acanthaceae. The transcript has 8 exons.